AUGGCCAACCUAUACUCUAAUUGGCUCUGUAUUCUCUCUGCCUCACUCUAUUUUUACGUCUCCACUUGCUUAGCUAUGAGUACUAAAAAAAACAUCACCACCGAUGAAUUUGCACUUCUUUCAUUCAAAUCAUCUAUUACUUUAGACCCUUAUCAUGUACUUAGUAAUUGGUCAGUAUCCUCUAAUUCUUCUUCUUUCAGUUCAUGCAAUUGGGCUGGUGUCACUUGUGAUGAACAUCAUGGAAGAGUAAAUGCAUUGAAUCUUAGUAACAUGGGCCUUCAAGGUUUCAUUUCCCCUCAAUUGGGAAAUCUCUCUUUUCUUCUCGUUCUUGACUUACACGGCAAUAGUUUUCAUGGAACCAUUCCACAUGCUAUUGGUCAACUUCGUAGAUUGAGAGUUUUGGAUAUAAGAGAUAACGUGAAGUUGUCUGGAAUCAUACCAACAACAAUUUCAAAUAUGGCCUCACUCCAAGAACUCCAUUUAUCAAAUAACUCCUUAUCAGGUGAAAUUCCGAAAGGAAUUAGUGAUCUUACACAAUUGAGAACUGUGAACCUUGAAUAUAAUAUGCUCAAAGGCAACAUAUUAUUUAUGUUCAACAACUUAUCAUCGUUGCAAAAUUUGAAUCUUGGUUUCAAUAAUCUGUCUGGAAUUCUUCCAUCAAAUAUUUGUCAAGGGAUUCCAAACCUUAAAUUACUCUAUCUGUUUGGUAAUGAUUUUUCUGGUAAGAUGCCCAAUGUUUGGCGUUAUUGCAAAGAGUUGGAAGAUUUAGAAUUAUCAUUCAAUAACUUCGACAAAGGACCUUUGCCUGGGGACAUUGGAAACUUGACCAAGCUUCAAUAUUUGUAUCUUUAUCAAACCAACUUGGAGGGUGAAAUUCCAGUGUCCCUCUUCAACAUCUCUUCUUUAAUAGGUAUUGACUUGGACAAAAACAAUUUAAAUGGAACUCUUCCACGUGAUAUGUGUCAUCAACUUCCUCAACUUCAAAUAUUUUCUGUCCACGUUAAUCAUUUGGGGGGAAUCAUCCCACAGUCAAUUGGCAAUUGCACAUCGUUACAAUUUUUAAGUUUAACGGAUAACUUUUUUACAGGUUCAAUACCAAUGGAGAUUGGCAAUCUCAAUCAACUUCAGAUUCUACAAUUGGGAAAUAACAGCUUAAGUGGACUAAUCCCUUCGAAUCUCCUCAACAUUUCAACAUUGGAAUAUUUGCUUCUUGAACUGAAUUCUCUUUCGGGCAUUCUUCCAUCAAAUAUGGGAUUAGGCCUUCCAAACCUACAAGAACUCCACAUGUAUGGAAACAGGUUUGUAGGAAAUAUUCCUAACAGUAUUUCCAAUGCUUCAAAACUCGUUCAACUUGAUUUGAGUGAAAAUGAGUUUAGUGGAAUUAUACCAAAAUCUUUUGGAGAUUUAAGAGUCCUCCAAACCCUCAUCUUAGCUGGCAAUAAUUUGACAAUGGAUGAUUCUCAUGAAUUCAACUUCCUCACUUCACUUACAAGUUGCAGAAAUCUGGAAUACCUUGAACUAUCAUUUAAUAGUUUACUAUCAAAACUUCCCAAGUCAAUUGGAAACUUAACUGUAGAAAGCUUUUGGGCAGAUUCUUGUGGAAUUAAUGGAAAUAUUCCACUAGAAAUUGGAAACAUGACCAACUUGAUUCAUUUAUCUUUAAGGGAUAAUGAUUUAAAUGGACCAAUUCCUAGUACAAUAAAAGCAUUGCAAAAACUUCAAACUUUGAAUCUUGACUACAAUGAACUUCAAGGGCCUAUAAUUGACGAACUUUGUGAAAUUAGGAGUUUGGGUGUCUUGAAUUUAACAAGCAAUAAGUUUUUUGGAGCUUUACCAACAUGUUUGGGAAAUAUGACUUCUCUUAUUAAACUUUACAUAGGAUCUAAUAAGUUAAACUCUACAAUACCUUCCUCCUUUUGGAAUCUCAAAGAUAUUUUAGAGGUAAACUUAUCCUCCAAUGCUUUAACCGGUAAUAUUCCACCAGAGAUUAAGAAUUUGGAACAUCUUGUGCUAUUAGAUCUGUCAAGAAAUCAAAUUUCAAGCAGCAUCCCAACAACCAUAAGCUUUUUGAUAAGUUUAGACACUUUGUCCUUAGCAUAUAACAAACUGAAAGGUCCUAUCCCAACAUCACUUGGUCAAAUGCUAAGCUUAAGGAUUUUAGACUUGUCUCAAAAUCUUAUAACCGGUGUGAUCCCAAAAUCUUUAGAGUCACUUUCCUAUCUUGAACACCUUAAUCUUUCAUAUAAUAGAUUGCAAGGAGAGAUUCCAAAUGGAGGACCUUUCAAAAGCUUCACCGCUCAAUCUUUCAUUCAUAACGAAGCACUUUGUGGCAGUCCUCUCUUACAAGUACCUUCAUGUGAUAAACAUAGGAAAAAGAAGUUAUUAAUCCCAUGCAUCUCAUCCAUAAUUCUUGUGUUAGGAAUUUUGAUUGUUGUGGGCUUAGUGCUUCGAAUGCAUAAAAGGAAAAAAGUUGGAAAUCCAAUUGAAAAGGACUUAUCAACUUUAGGGGCUCCAAGCAGGAUUUCCUAUUAUGAACUCAUGAAAGCAACUAAUGGAUUCAAUGAGAGUAAUUUACUUGGAAAAGGAGGCUUUGGAUCCGUGUAUCAAGGAAUGCUUUCCACCGGGAAGAUGGUAGCAGUUAAAGUGCUUGACUUGACAUCGGAAGCAACGUCAAAAAGUUUUGAUGCAGAAUGUAAUGCAAUGCGCAAUCUCCGACAUAGAAAUCUUGUUGAGGUUAUUACCAGUUGUUCAAAUGACGAUUUCAAAUCAUUGGUGAUGGAGUUUAUGUCAAAUGGAAGUUUGGAAAAAUGGUUAUACUCAGAAAACUAUUUUUUGGAUUUCUUGCAAAGGUUGAAUAUAAUGAUAGAUGUUGCAUCUGCAUUGGAGUAUCUCCACCAUGGUUCUUCAAUACCAGUGGUUCAUUGUGAUUUGAAGCCUAGUAAUGUGUUACUGGAUGAAGAUAUGGUUGCACAUGUGAGUGACUUUGGCAUUUCCAAGCUCUUGGAUGAAGGACAUUCCAAAACUCAUACUGAGACUUUAGCUACUUUUGGCUAUGCUGCACCAGAAUAUGGAUCUAAGGGAGUAAUUUCAGUUAAAGGUGAUGUGUAUAGCUAUGGGAUAAUGCUGAUGGAAAUUUUCACAGGAAAGAAGCCAACAAAUGAAAUGUUUUCAGACAAAUUAACUUUGAAAACCUGGAUUAGCGAGUCAAUGGCCAGUUCAAUUAUGGAAGUUGCGGAUUGCAAUUUAGUCUCACAUGAGAAAGAAAUGCAUGAAAUUUUAGCUAUAGCAUUGAGAUGCUGUGAAGAUUCACCUGAAGAACGAAUUAAUAUGAAAGAUAUAACAUCAUCAUUACUCAAAAUUAAGACCUCGUUCAUUCAAUGA
This is a messenger RNA of Lathyrus sativus (Indian pea), 3381 nucleotides long. The record is from the annotation of a GenBank genome assembly. NCBI's taxonomy places the organism in Eukaryota, Viridiplantae, Streptophyta, Magnoliopsida, Fabales, Fabaceae.